UAAUUUUGCGAUUGUUGUUAAUCCAAGUUGGAGACACUUGAUUGCUCAAGUUGAAAAACAACUGUGUAGUUUUCGAUAUUAUAAUUUGGGCCAGGCCAAGACUGUGACGAAAGGUCGAAAGAUUCCACCUUUCCCUCCUAAUCCCUCUUUGGUUUUCCCUCCUAAUCCUCCCCUUUACUGCCAAUUGAUGCUCCUUCGUGUGUGUUCCUCGCCGUGUUCCCUACAGGCCAGAGCAAUGGCCGCCUCCUCGAAAACCAUAACCGAUUUCUUCCAAGCAAACCCAGGCCCAGCCAAGCGUCAGAAACUCUCCACUCCUUCCGAUGAUCACCAACCUUUUCCUUCUCUCACCGCCGAGCAAAAAUCUCGCAUGGAAUUUAACAAAUGUGUCGCCAAAUCAAAACGCAACCUCAAAAUCUGUUCCCAGAAGGUGUCGCAGUCCAAGGUUGAAGGAUCGGGUUUCGUCAAACUGGAGGAACUCUUGGUGGAGGACACGUGGCUCGAGGCCCUACCCGGGGAGCUUCAGAAGCCUUACGCUAAUAACUUGUGCAAAAUUGUUGAGAGCGAGAUAUCCAGUGGCAGCGUGCCCAUUUAUCCUCCCCAGCACUUGAUUUUCAAUGCCCUUAAUUCUACUCCAUUUCACAGGGUCAAAGCAGUUAUUAUUGGACAGGACCCUUAUCAUGGACCUGGUCAAGCAAUGGGGCUUUCAUUUUCUGUGCCAGAGGGAGUGAAGGUUCCCUCAAGUCUGGUGAAUAUAUUUAAGGAACUUAAGCAAGAUCUUGGCUGUUCGAUUCCGUCCCAUGGAAAUCUAGAGAAAUGGGCUGUUCAGGGUGUUCUUUUGCUCAAUACUGUUCUCACAGUUAGGAAGCACCAAGCUAAUUCUCAUGCCAAGAAAGGAUGGGAGCAAUUUACUGAUGCUAUUAUUAGAACUAUCUCACAAAAGAAGGAAGGAGUUAUUUUCCUCCUCUGGGGGAACUCAGCUCAAGAGAAAUCCAGGCUCUAUACAAGUGUCAACUCAGCACAACAUGUGUGUGGGUGGGGAAUAUGUGACUGACGUGGCAGUUCUGCAUGGAUUUGGCUUCUUUGAAUCUUGUUGCCUCUCACUCAAUUUGAUGCUCGUCCUAAACCAGUAGAUCUUCCAGAAUUGCUCAAGAAAAAAUGAGGAAAGAGGGAAAAAAUGGAGAAGAAAGGAAAGGAGCAAUGCAUUGUGUUUGAGAGUUAUAGAUGAGAGAAUGAGAUGGAGAGGAGAAGUGAAAGAUAAAUGAUAUAGAUGGCAGAUCUGACCUAUUGACUUGGUUGAGUAUUUGUGACAGUAAAUCUUUAUAACUUAAUUGUUAGGGUAUUUAGUUUGCUGAUGGGUUUGGGCUGAUAAGGCUACCUACAUGUCUGACCCUCUAAUGCUUAUUUUCAUCAUGCAAAGUCUAUCACAGUGAAAACCAUUACAAAAAUUAAAAUCAAAAGAAAUUAUUAAUGAAUAUCUUCCACUAUCUUUU
Molecule: messenger RNA, 1490 nt
Organism: Theobroma cacao (cacao)
Lineage: Eukaryota; Viridiplantae; Streptophyta; Magnoliopsida; Malvales; Malvaceae
Gene: UNG
Product: uracil dna glycosylase
Biological process (GO): base-excision repair; base-excision repair, AP site formation via deaminated base removal
Molecular function (GO): uracil DNA N-glycosylase activity
Source: RefSeq, a predicted model, not a curated record